AUGUCUACUACUGUUCAAGAAGAUGUCUGCAAUCACGUGAAGGUAGUGGUCCGUGUUCGUCCAGAAAGUCAGAAAGAGAGAGAUGGAAACUUCAGGAAAGUGCUCCAAGUUGUUGAUAAGCAUAUGUUGGUCUUUGAUCCCAAAGUGGAGGAAGUCAGUUUCUUUCAUGGGAAAAAAGUUCCAUGCCGUGAUCUUAACAAGAGGCAAAACAAGGACCUCAAAUUUGUAUUUGAUGCUGUAUUUGACGAAGAUUCUUCUCAGCUGGAGGUCUUUGAAGACACUACCCUGACCAUGCUGGAUGGCUUUUUAAAUGGAUAUAAUUGCACAGGUAACUUUCUGCUGUAUUUCUCCCUUUGUUAGCUAUGGAGGUAAUCCUGUAUCAGUAGUCAGUUCUAAUUUGAGCUGGGGCAGGGGUGUCCUUCUGCCCCCUAUUCUAUUUAUAAGCUUUAAAACUUUGUUGUUGCUAUUUUCCAAGCUGUUGGGGAUGUUUGGUUUCUUGUCCUUUGCCUCACAUGUAGUAACUCUCUCUUCCUGCAAAUGAUAGCCAAAACCCCCUGCAUCCCAUUUGCAAAAAAAAUAGAUAUUGCAGUAGUGAAGAGCAUAAGAAUAGUUUUCCUCGCCAUUACUUCCUGCUAGUUCUGAUUCUAACGGUUACUUCUAGCUUUGGUACUGAGCAGUAGCAGUGUGUGUGGUGGAGCAGACCAACAUUGGUGGCGCUGCUGCUUACCAGAACAGUCACAAUGUUGGGAGAGGGGUUCAUGGUUGCACCAGUGGUACCACUGCUGCCAAUCCGGCACGCCUGUCAGUGCAAGUAUACAGUCCUCCCAGCCCCAUUCAGAUAAGCAGCAGUAGAGCCAUGAUCAGAAGGCAGCUCUGUUGAUCCUCUCUGUCACACUGCUGGUUCUGAGCAGUUGCUAGCUAUCACAGUGGUACAGCGUUCUGCAUCCAUAUUUCACUUGCACCUUCUCACAAGUUGAAUGAUAAGUUGAUCGCCUUGGUUGAAGGGCUGCCAUGUUUCUUCCUCUUUCCUCAUUCUCCCUCCCCCCCCAAAAUGAGCAAAUAUAUAUAUCAGGUGAAGCCAGAUUCUCCUGUUUUCAAAUGUUGAGCUACUUAAUGGAUUCACUAAUUAAACGUGCCCCUUCCUACACCCAAUCUUGCUGUUUGUAUCUCACACCUUCCUCCAAAGAAGCCCGUGGCAGCAAAGGUAUCAACCCUAACGCAAUCAAACUUCUAAAAACUGUGUAAAACAGCCUUCUGAAAACGGCUGAAAAUUGCUAAAAGCAAUCGCCUGCUUUCAAUUUAGUGCUUGCUUAUGGCGCAACUGGAGCUGGGAAGACUCAUACGAUGCUGGGCUCGCAGGAAGACCCUGGAGUGAUGUACCGGACCAUGUUGGAGCUCUACAAUGCCAUAGAGCGGAUGAAAGAGGAGAAGCAUUGCGCUAUUGCCGUUUCUUACCUUGAGGUAAGCAGGCGGAAUAAUUUUGCACAAUAACAGUUGUUUUUGUAUAAGGAAUAGGGUGAAAGGGACCCAAACCAGCUUAGUCAGAGGCUGAGAAAACAUUGGCUAUCUUCCAGCCAAACAUUCUGUCUUCCAGCCAGUGUGAGAGAUGUUCUCCUACAGUGCAGUCCCAUGUUUCUGAGGAGUACACCCAUGGCAUCACAGCACCAGAGGAGCCAGUAGAAUUGGAAAGAAAGUGUUUUGAAUUUCUCCCUGACCUGAUAUUGGAGGAUUUAAAACUGCUCCCCCGCUCUGAUCUCAGGGAGCUUCUUGGGAUUCAAGAAAUGAAACAAACAAGCAAAACAACCAAGGGCUUUGCUCCCAGCUGCCAGAGAACAGAAUACAACAUAACUUCCCAGUAGCCAAGCCUAGGAUUAGGUCUCAUGACAGCAUGCACAAUUGAGAGUUUUCUGCUUGUCUAGUUUCAAAUGUAUUGGUGCUUUCCUGUCAAAUUGCCACUAUGCCUCCUUUGCGCUGGAAAGUUAAAACGGCAAUUUGGAUAUUUGGAAAGAAAAUUAGGACUCUUAACUGAGUUUAAAACUUAGGGAUAAAACGUAUCUGGAAGCGCAUGCUAUCUCGUGUAGGUGCAUUUUUCAUCUUCUAAAAUGGGACUACACCUACCAAAUCCAGAUACCUUCUGUAUGAUUAGCUGCUUACAUUUGUGUAUCUUGAUAUCUGCCUUUUCCAAUGCCUUUCCCUCCCAAGGUCUACAAUGAGAAGAUACAUGAUUUGCUUGUAAGUUCAGGACCACUGGCUGUUCGAGAAGAUCCUCAAAAAGGAGUGCUGGUCCAUGGGUUAACAAUGCAUCAGGUUUGCACGUAUUUAUAUUAUCUACGUUAUUCAUUAAUUGCUUAUUUAUUUAUUUAUUUGCCUGCUUGCAGUAUUUACAGCUAGUUCUAUAACACAAUUCUCAGAGUAGCUCACAAAGCAACUGAAAUUCUAUAACAAAUUCUCAAAGCAGUUUUUGAGUCUUUAAGGCUUCACCUAAGAGGAAAAUCUUAAGUUUGAGGUACCUAGUUUGUCACCUAAGUUGUUUUUCUUUAAGUUGCCAGAAAGUUGGCAGACAGGGAACGUGGGAAAUAUUUGCAUUAAAUCUCCCAAUAUUGUAAGGCUUUGUGUGAGUUAGAAGGUUAUUUGUUUUGUUUUUACUUUCACAAUAUUCUGAUUGAUUCUCCCUGUUGACCAAAUUUGUCUUGUCCACAUCAUGUUAAACCAUGGUUUAGUAUUACAUGCAUGCCAGAGUUAUGACGUUUGACCCAAUAGAUAAGCGUGCCUGUCUGCAGCUUCAUUUCCAAAAUUCCAUUUUCCCCCCUAAAUCGGUUUUAACUGGGAUACCUUGAAAAGUUUUCAGAGUCAUUUCAACCCACUACGGGCACUAUUCUAUCAAAAGAAGCAGAACAGAUCAGACUGCCCUCCCAAGCCAUGAUUCAUAUACUAUGGGCAAAUCAAGUCCUUUACAUGAAUGCUAUCUGUUCAGUCCUAUCCAUCUUGAUGUGAAGAUUUACAAGCUUUAUUUCUGGGAAGAAAACACAGUGCAAAACCAUUACUUUAUCAAGACACUUGAAAUACUAGCAGGCCUCUCUAAGUGACCUGUUUGCGAAGGCAGUUGCUAUGAAACAACUGUUUAAAUCAAACGUGGUAGCAAUCUUCAACCCCUUUAUCUCAAAGUUGCGCUGUCAAAAUUGAAACAGUUCUUUUGAGUAAAGUGGCUUGGGGGCUGAAGCGUUUGAUCAAACACAAAAACCUCUUCAUCACAGUUGUAUCCUAACUCAUAUUCUUAAUUUUUUAUAUCUGCUACACAUGCACCUAAUUUCUCCCAAUCUGUCCUCUCAUUUCUGCCUUCUCAUUUCUCCACUUUCCCCUCUUCCUCUUAUUUCUCUUUCUGCUAUUGUCACCCAUAGUGCACCUUGGCUUCUUCGGUCAAGGCUUGGAGGGAAGCUGGCAGCUGGGGGAGAGCCUGCUUCCAGGCAGUCUUCUACCUAUGCCAUUGUUUCCAUUUGUACAGCUAUCAAAGGGCCAAAAAUAUCAGAAGCUGACGGGGGUGGUACUACUACUGUUUAAUGCCUUUAAUGCAGCAGCAGCAAACUAAACAGUGAAGCGAUAUGGUCCCUGCAGAAUUAGCUGACGGCCUGUAAAAAGAAAAGUGGGGGGGGGGGGACUAUUAGAAUAUUCUAUCCCCCAACCCUAAAAGUGUAUCAGCAUGAAGCUGCUGAGCUUGGGGACCAGCUGGGUAGUCCUCUUUUUGCUAAGCCCUGAAGCUUGGCAGUCUACAACGGCCUUGCUCAUGUGGCUCUAAAUUGGAAUAACACGGUGCAGGGGCGACUGUAUUUUUGCCUCCCUGUGGUGUAUGGGAGAAUUUUGGAGGGAAUUGGGGCCACGGAUGUGUGCACUUCGUGACCCUCAACGUAUCCCCAGCUCAGGUUCCCUGCGCCCCCCUCCAUUCACCCAGUCCAGGAUUAUUUUCAUCGGUUUGGGUUAGGGUUGUAAAGUGGCUGGCCCAAACAAGGAUAAUGGAGUCAUGUUUGCCUCCACCUUCCCAGCUUGUACUUCAGCCUACUGGAUAAUUUUCUCUUCACAUCAGAUAUUUGAAGGCUUUCUGGGAAGGCUGAACAUGGAAGCAGACUGCCAAGAAAGCAAACCAAGAUAGCCCUUGGGGAUAAUUGUGUGAGGACUAUUCCCUAUAACAAACAUUGCCAUUAAUGGUCCGAGUCCAUUUUCAUAGGACUGCUCCUGUAUAAAUAUUCAGUUGCUUCUGAAACAAAUAGGGUAUAACCACAUUUUUCUAUCUGUCAAUAGAGUUAUUGGAUAUUGUAUCUUAUUUUUUAAAUUUUGAUGAAUGUGUAAGUCUUACUAUGAGAUCUACUUAUUCAAUGAAUUGAUUUGGGUUUAUUUAAUUCUGUGUUUGUGAAUUCCUUUCCCUUCCUAACGGCUUUAAGAUGAACUUUGCAGUGGCAUCACCACCUACUCAAAGAAUGUGCCUAGCACAACCUGACGGCUAGCGGUUUUGGAAUAAGUAAAAUGAUGCCUUUUAGCUGACCCAACUUCUCGAGGCAACACUAGGCACAAGUUAAUCUUGAACAUAAUCUUCUUUGGGCAGGUGCUGAAGCUUAUGCUCACCUACAGAAGCUGGUUUGAUAAAAGGUAUCUUCUUACCUGCUUUGUGUGUGUCAUCCUCUGGGACCAAGAUGGCAACAAAAGCCAAAGCUACGAUGUUAACAUUAUGACUGAAAUCCCAUGACAAUGAAACUCCCAGAUUAAAAUCUAGCAAAAAGAUUUACUAGUUUCAUUUGACUAUUUCCCCCCCUCCACCUUUUGUAGCCGAAGUCUGCCAUGGAGAUCUUGCAAAUAUUGGACUAUGGAAACAAAAACAGAACACAGCAUCCCACUGAUGUGAAUGCCUCCUCAUCUCGGUCCCAUGCUGUCUUUCAGGUAAGAUGAUACAGCAGAUAAGGUGUCUGAGGAUCUUAGAUAACCUUUGAAGCUUUGUUUAAAAAGAGAGAGAGAAAGAAUCCUUGGCCUAUGGCACACCAGCUAUAAUAGUUUUGGUCUUGGGAAGAGAGAUCCAGCUCGCACUCUUGUCUGCAUUAAAUCCUUUGUGCUAAAUAGCAUUCAGGAGGGGAGCUCUCAUGGUCUCUGCCGUCACUCAACUUCAGAUGAGGAAUCUAUUGAGGUGUCAUAGCUGCUUGUGAGAAAUAAAUGUACUUCACGCUCAUAUAAAUGGCAAUUUUUUUCAUGUGUAACUGCUUCUGUGCAUUUAUUUAUUUUUAUACAUAAAUAUAUAUCAAAAAGUGAUUCCCACUAAAGCAGCUGACUUAGUAUAUAGCAGACUGAGCCUGUGCUGAGUUCAGUGGUGCUUGCUCCCAGGGAGAUGUGGCUGGGAUUGCAAACCAAAAGUAUAAUCCUAUGCACAGUUGCUGGAGAGUUAAGUCUUGCUGAGUUUAGGUAAACUUAUUUUUGAGUAAACAUGUUAAGAUCCCAAAGAGAGUGUUGUUGGAAUAGCAAGCUUUAAGAUUGGUGGUUUCAUUGUGUACGUAGCUGCCAAGGUCUCCCUUUUUUUAAGGGAAAUUCCCUUAUUCCGAAUAGGAUUCCUCGCAAGAAAAGCGAAAAGUUGACAGCUGUGAUUGUGUAUCCUUUAUUGCAUUGUUUAAACGGCACUUUGAGAAUUGCGGGUGGAAAGUGGGAUGAAAAUGUUGGGAAUAUAAAAUAAACAAUCCUUUCUGAAGUGUGUUAAUCCAAACCUGGGUCUCCUGCUGUUUUUUAGACUACAGUUCCCAUCAUUCCUGACUGCUAGCUAGGGAUGAUGGGAGUUGUAGUCCAAAAACAACUAUUGACCUAAGUUUGGGAAACACUGUGUUCAUCUAAGGAGGAGCAUCUAAUCUUCAUUUUUAAUUUCCUUGUCCGAUUCAAUUUUGCACUCUCUGCAUGACUGCCAGAAAGUCUGUAUUACAAAAAGCUUAGGUUUGUGCAUGUUUCCUCCCCUGCAUUGCCCAACUUGUAGGCAUGGAAGGGUGAUUGUUUUAUCUGGAUUCUUUCCUCAUUUCCUUGUUCUGUACUCCUCUGUUUCAGAUCUAUUUGAGACAACAAGACAGGACAGCAUGUAUCAAUCAAAAUGUCCGUAUUGCCAAAAUGUGCCUCAUUGACUUGGCAGGCUCAGAACGUGCCAGCGCCACAAAGACCAAGGGAGCGCGUUUUAGAGAAGGGGCAAAUAUUAAUCGCUCACUGCUAGCCCUUGGCAAUAUCAUUAAUGCUCUGGCAGACCCAAAAGUAGGUACCCAUUUUCUUCUUACCACCUCUCCCACCUGGGAUUGUGUUGCAUAAGAAGGUUAAUGUUCUAUAUUAUUUCCCCCCCCCCCAAUGGCCUAGUAUGUUUGUGUUUUUAAAUGUAAGUUGCUUGGAUACCUUUUAGGUCACAAGUGACUCAUGAAUCUCAAAAAGAAUAGUGGCAUGGUAGGCAUGCAAGAAAAUUGAGCAGGGAUCAGCAAACCUUUUCAGCACUUUUUCAGUCCACUGUCCCUCAGACCUUGUGGGGGGCCGGACUAUAUUUGGGGGGAGGGGGAGAAUAAAUUCCUAUGCCCCACAAAUAACCCAGAGAUGUAUUUUAAAUAAAAGGACACAUUCUGCUCAUGUAAAAACAUGCUGCUGAUUCCCGGACUGUCCGUGGGCCGGAUUGAGAAGGCAGUUGGGCCAGAUCCGGUCCCCAGGCCUUCGUUUUUUCCUACCCAUGAAAGAGUGUAUGUGAAGCAGUUUGGAAUGUGCUAUAAAGUACCGUAUUGGCCUGAAUAUAAGCAGCACUUUCCCCCCAAAUUCCAACCGUGAAAAGUUAAAGCACAGCUUACAUUUGCAACCUUACGGUAUGCAGCCAGGAGUGUGGCAAAGCAGUGCCCGCCCUGCACGUAGUCCCCCAUCCUCUCCCCCAAGGCCAGGAAGGGAGAAAGAGCAAGAAAGGGGAAGGGCUGUCAGAAACACAGCGUGGCUCUCUCUCUCCCUCCCCCCCCCCCCCAGGAGCAGCAAGGAAGGGAGCAGCUUAUAUUCAGAUAUUUUUUCUCCGCCCCCCUCCAAUUUUAAAGGUGUGGCUUAUAUUCAGGCCAAUAGGGUAGUUGUUCCCAAACAUUUUGGUAUGGUGGCCCAACAAUUCAAAAUUCACUUAGUACAGUGACCACUUUGCUGCUGCUAGCCGUUCCAGCUGAUUCUCUUGGUGUUUGGAGCAGGAAGCCUAGGUCAGCAGGGACUUCCAUGCAGGAUUUGCCCUGGUGAAAGUAGAGAUGAAUAGCAGUAGCAGGUUGAGCAAAGCCCAUCAAAUCACUUAUAGCACUUAAAAGAAGUAACUAAAUAUAGGAUGUGGGUUGAAUCUACUACAGGUUUCCCUUUGUGUUCCCCUCUUUCGGUUCCUCUAGAAAUCUAUAAACAGUGCUUGGCAUACACUGAACUUCAGGAUUUAUUCUGCUGGGAACACAGAACUGCUGCUGCUGAAUUUGGGAGGGAAUCUGGGUUUUCACUAGACUGCUGACUCCUUGUAUGUACAGGGAUCUGCGGGUGGAGAGAAUGUAGCACCCAUCCUUUCUUUGCAAGAAUUGGAGAAUCUAAAUUGCUGGUACCCUGUCUCAUAUAGGAGGACAUUUUAAGGGAUUGGCUAGGUAUUGCAAGAGGCUUUCUAGUGGGGGGGAAAUUCAAGGUUUUUAUCUCCUGUCAUUUAUGUGCAUUGUGAAACAGCUGUUCAUAGUAAGUCAUGGUCUGAUGCUAAAGUAAUCUCAGCACUCCAUUAAACACUCACCCUCUUCUGUGUGGGGUUGUGUGUGUUUUUUUGUUCCUCCAGAAGAAGAACCAGCACAUUCCUUAUCGGAACAGCAAGCUUACUCGUUUACUGAAGGAUUCUCUAGGAGGAAAUUGUCGCACGAUAAUUAUAGCUGCUGUUAGUCCUUCUUCUCUGUUCUAUGAUGACACAUAUAACACUCUUAAAUAUGCCAAUCGAGCCAAGGACAUCAAAUCCUCUGUAAGUAAACUUCUUUUUAAGUUCUGCGCUGUUGCUUUCAAAUUAUAAAAUGAUGUCUGUUUGUUCUGAUUGAGUGGAUAAUUGCAACAGGGGAAAGAUAUUGCCCUCUCUUUUUUGCUUCAUAUUUUUAAAUAUUGUGGCAAUCUUACUGAGCACUUUUUCUUUUUACGCAAGCAGUGUCACAACUGCCUUCUUUGCUGCUUGUACUUUCUUAUCUACCCUUCUCUCUGUUUCAUGGCAUUAUUUCAAAGGAGAAAACAAUUCCUUGAUACACUUAACCUACAUCCACUUUCCCUUCUCCCUUCCGUAUUUUCCUUCUUCAUCUGCUUCUCCUCAAUGCAUAUCUUAGGCCUUUCUCAAGAGUAUCCUUACAUAAAGAAGAUCCUGGGAGCGGGUGCAGUUACUGGGUGUUGUAAUCUGCAGAAAGGAGUGGGGAAUUCCCCCCUGGGAUGAGCACAGCUUUGGAUCCUGCCCAUUGGGUUGAAACUCAACUAAAGCAAGCAAAGUUUAUCUGGCACUGGCGAAAAACGGCAGGUGGUGAUUGCCACCAAUUCAUUCUCCUCUCUGGCCCUGGGGAAAGCUGUUCUGGAGGGUUGGGGAAAACUCCAGAACCAUGUGGGAGCAGCAGGAGGAAAGAGUAAUUGGUGAUAAUUGUGGAGUGGAAGUCUGAAUCCAAGCCAUGACUUUUAUUAUUUUUAGGCAUGUUUGGAUCCAUCCCAUUACCUUUUUGUUACCUUUAUUUAAUCAGGGGGUUUUGUGACUGAUGUUCGUGUUGCUUGAUACGAUGUUCACAUGGCAUGUUUUCCUUAGCAAAGGAAGAAUAUGCUGUCUUCUGAUGUUUAUGAAGCUGAACUUUGUCUUCUCUUCACAGCUGAAGAGCAAUGUAGUAAGCUUGGAUAGUCAUAUAAGCCAAUACGUUAAGAUUUGUGAAGAACAAAAGAAAGAGGUAUGUCAGUUACUAGAAUAGUUAAUGUUGCUUUAGUUACACAUAAAGGAUAACAGUAUAAUUAAAAGGGAACCAGGCAGAGGGCCUUCUCGGUAGUGGCGCCUUCCCUGUGGAACACCCUCCCACCAGAUGUCAAAGAGAACAACAACUACCAGGCUUUUAGAAGACAUCUGAAGGCAGCCCUGUUUCGGGAAGCUUUUAAUGUUUGAUGUAUUAUAGUAUUUUAAUAUUCUUUUGGAAGCCGCCCAGAGUGGCCGGGGAAGCCCAGCCAGAUGGGCGGGGUAUAAAUAAUAAAUUAUUAUUAUUAUUAUUAUUAUAAAAGAAGGCAUUAAUUGUUGUGCACCCAGAUUUCCAGAAAACCUGGUGUUUGUGUCGUAUUAGGUGUAAUGUAGAUCAUUAGUAUGGCUUUAAAAAUUGGUUUUGAAAAAGAAACUCAUGGAAUACUAAAAAUGAGAUACAAACCGCACAUGCACCCAUUUCUUUCAAAUACACUAUUAUCCUGUUUCAGAUCAUCAUGCUGAAAGAGAAACUACGAGUCCUUGAGUUGGAAAAAACAUCUUCUCCUGACAGACAUGCCACAGAUCAACAACAGGUGGAAAUUUCAAGGUAAAAAAUAAAUAAAUGCUUGCUUAUUGUGUUGUCUUGUACAAAGUUAUGACAUGAUCCACAACUGCUUGUGUGUAUAAGAUGAUAAAAUACUUCUAAUACCUUCUCUCUUGUCAGCCUUAGUUGGUCAAUGGUACGCUGUCAGCCAAUGUACCAUAAUGCACCUGGUCACUCCUUACAACAGAGAGGCUCGUCCAUACUUUCAUAUUGUUAUCCAGUGGCCUCCUCCCUUGCCAAAAUUUAAUGUACAAGCUCCUGGGGAUCUAUAGGGAAGUCGAGAUUAACACCUGGUCAAUAAGCAAACUCCCAUAUAUGGCCACUCCCAUGCACAAAGGAGGGAACAUUUGAAUAUCUUAUUGUGCCUAUAAAACAGCCAUUGUUCUUUUCUUGAUGGUAUUGCCUUUAAUGUUAUCCUGGGAUAAGGAUUCAACACCUGAAAAUGCAGGUUUGAAAAUGCAGGUUCCUACUUUUAAGGGUACCUGUCCUUAAACUUGAAUGCUCAGGUCCCAGAUGUAGCCAGAUAUGCCUUUGCCCAGCUUAAGUUGGUGCACUUGUUCCUGGAGACUGAAGAUCUGGCCGUGGUAGCACGUGUCAUAGUUACAUCAUGGAAUCGGAGAAUUGUAGAGUUGGAAAUGACCACAAGGGCCAUCUAGUCCAACCCUCUGCAAUGCAGGAGUAAUUUGCCAAACUUGGUGCUUGAACCCACAACCCAUGUCAGGACUGUACUCCCCAGAAUUAUGUUUAGUCAGAACCAGGGAUAGGACCUUCUCAGUUGCUGCACGCAAGCUCUGGAACCCCCUUUCAAGAAACAUUCAUCUUACCUCCUUGUUACUGGUUUAUUUUAUUCGCCAUGCUGUUGAAUUUCCUUUUUUAGAAAGGCUCUUCAAGUGUGUUUUUAAGCUGGGGCAAAAUUUGUUAAAUUUUGUGCUGGAAAUGGUUUUCAAUGGAUACUUUCAUUUUUACUAUGCUAUUUUUACCAUUUCCCUUUUUGUAUUUUUUAAGCAUUUGUAUUAUAACUUUUUUAUAUUGUUUUAGCUGUCUUGGGCUCUCUUAGUAAAAUGGGCAAUAUAAAUAUUUUCAAUAAAUAAAUAUAACUGCUGUUUACAGCUAUAUUUUCUGUCUAAGCUCUAGAAAUUCAGUUAGGCAUAAGGAGAAAAAUUAUGCCCAGUAAAAUCUCUCUUUUGAAGUUUUAACGCUGCCUGGUGCUGUGAAAUAACCUAAUACCGACAGGGGCAGUGGAAGGGUUAAAAGUGCAGCUGUGUAACUUGUGCAUGUUUGAGACAGUGGGUCCUUAUCCAAUCUGGCAAAAUCAGGAUUCCAGGAACUGGGAAGCAAGCACUAGCCACUGAGAAUGUGGGAAUAUAUUCCAUGUAACAUCAAGAUAAUCACGAGAAUUUGAGCCCCUAGAUCUCGUGUUAAGAGCAAAUUAUCGGCAGCUCCGUUUUGGUUCGAAAUACCAUUUAUUUCAAAAACAGGAAUUCAAAAAUACUAUUACAGGGGUGUGUUUAAAAAAAGAAUCUUCUGUUAAGAGAGAAUUGCUGCCUACUUAGUUAAAAAUAAUCUGGAAAAUUAUGUUUUGCACAACUGUGUAUAUAGCAAGACAACUUUUUAAUGACCUUUUUCUGUAUAAUAAACACAUUAAGCAAUUUUACUCUCUUAAAUCUCUGACAUAAACUAAAGCUGCUAUAACUCCAUAUAUAGACAAAUAUCCCCAGGGAAGAAUCAUAGGUGCUAAUCACCGUUUGUUACAUUACAGAUUUUUACAGUCGAACUUUCCCAUGGUAACCCGCAUUUUAAUGCUCCAAUUAAGAGGUUUUUAAGCUACUAAAAGCUGUCAAAAAAGGCACACCUGUUGAAACACGUGAAAUCUAAGUUCUAAUAAUUUACAGCUGUAUUGACAUCCUGAAUUUAUAAGAUAAAACAUUUUUAUGCUUGGAGACAGAGCCAUUUUAGAUCCUUUAGAGCAGCAGCUAUCGCAGGGGUCCCUUCCAACUCUACAAUUCUAUUAUUCUUGCGGGGGGGCAACCUACAAGAAAACUAUGCAGAUGGCGCUACUGCAGGCUCAGUCCACCUACCUGCCCACCAGCUGAUGACCAAUGUUUCAGGAGACAGCUUUCCAGAAAAUCUCUAGCAUUGCUUUGUCAAUACAGCAUUUCCCCUUUUGCCUAUUCCUUUUUUUCACAUGCGCUAAAGUCAGUGUUCUGCACACUGGCGCUCCUUUUUGACCAGGUGCUGCUUAGUAAGCCACUUGAAAACUUACUGUAUCUAAAGGUAAAGGGACCCCUGACCGUUCAUGGACGACACUGGGGUUGUGGCGCUCAUCUCGCUUUACUGGCCGAGGGAGCUGGCUUACAGCUUCCGAGUCAUGUGGCCAGCAUGACUAAGCCACUUCUGGCGAAACCAGAGCAGCGCAUGAAAACGCAGUUUACCUUCCCGCUUGAGCAGUACCUAUUUAUCUACUUGCCCUUUGACGUACUUUCGAACUUCUAGGUGGGCAGGAGCAGGGACUGAGCAAUGGGAGCUCACCCCAUCGCAGGGAUUUGAACCGCUGACCUUCUGAUCAGCAAGCCCUAGGCUCUGUGGUUUAACUCACAGCACCACCCACAUCCCUUUUUUACUAUAUCAAACUUGGUAGCAAGUAAAGAGAGGUGGUCCCGUCUGAGCUCCUUGGUUAAGCUGUCGAAUGGCAUGCAUUGCUGAUUGUUGCUUCAGAUCGUAAAGGCAUGGCGAGUGUUUAAGCAGAUAUCUCCUGGCUCCUGUCCUUGAGAUUAAUGUCUGAAUGAAAAGCACACUGCUACGUGAGGACUUUCACUGCUGGUGUACCAUCGUGGCAUUCUGGACCUUAAUGGGACCUGACAUGGUCCCCCACAGUGCAAAGCCUAGACCAAAACAAAGGGGUUUGUGCUAGUCAAUCCAAUAACGUAGCCUUUUGAUACACUUACAUGAGAGAAUAUGGGAACUUGGGGGUUUCAUUCAGAUCUGGGGAUUAUUUUAUUAGUUUCCCUGAUUAUAAUGCAUUUCUGUCCUGGAUUCCAACCUUCUUUUUACCUGUUGGGUUAUGGAAAUGUGGCUUUUUGAUCAAAAUUGCACGAAAUGUUUAAAUGACAAGAAAGAACAGGUUAUUUGAGACACUGCCUUGCCCCUUAUAUACUCAGUAGGUUGCUGCAAAUAUUACUGGACUUCCAUAUUCCAUCAGCCUCAGCCAGCAUUGUCCAUGGUCAGGGAUGAUAGCAGCUAUAGACCAGCAACAUAUUUUUUAAAAAAACUUUUUAAUGUUUUUAUUCUAUGGUUUUAUGUUUUGUGGUUUUAUUCUGUAAACCACUUUGGUAUUUUUAUGAUAAAGUACUGCAUAAAUUUAAUAAAUAAUAAAUAAUUAUCAUCAUAAUCAUUUUGUAAACAAAGAAGCAUCUGAAGUACCACUCCUACUUUAACCUCUUUCGUUAAGCAUAAUUUUUUUUAAUUGAAGCUGCUGUUUACUACAGUGUAACGCCCUGCCACGAAGCUGUGUUUUGUGUAACUUGGUCCUUUUCUAUAUAAAUGUUUGGGGCAGGUUUAGAGAAAUUUUGAAGUGCGUGUUCGCAAAUCGAGAGGAAAUCAGGCAAGAGUUUCUGAAGCUGGAACUGCGCCAUAAAGAAAACAUCCUGAAAACCCAUUAUCAAAAAAAUUGCCAUGAACAAAUUGAAAUGAUGUGCGCUCCGGAGAGAAUGGAGAGGGUAAGCUAUUAGUAUGACAGUUCUGCUGUCCUUUCUGCCAUGUUUAUGCCAAGCUUUUAGGGCUAAUGAAAAGAACAUGGUUCUGAUCCUGUGUGUCUCCUUACUGCAGUUAUCCAGGGCCUCUUGAAACGAAUUACAAGGGUUAGAUCUUUGGGGUGUUCACCUGAACCCUCUCCUAUGGAAAGCAUGCACGAGAGUGUUGCAAGGUUGCACUGGCAAUACAUGCGCCAGCAGUCAUUUGAAGCAGCACUAUGCACAUUCAUUUAGAGGAAUGUGGAGCUACUUCACACAGCUAUAAAGCAUUCAGCCCCCAGCACACAUAUUAGCAGCACUAGCUGACACCAUCUUUUCAUGUGCUUUUGGUGUAUGUGUGGGCUCGCGUGAAUCCUCUUAACAUGGUUUCUAAUUAGAAUUCACCUUGUCCUCCUGUCCAGGUCCCCCCGCCCUGUCCUACCACCUGUGCAGGAAAUUUUCUUUGGGGAUUCAAGUACAGAGGCUCAUACCAAAUUCUCAAUCGGUCAGACUUGAUUUAGUAAAGCAUUCUCGAACAAAGUUCAAAGAGUCUACCAGAGCUUUAUAAAUAGGCGAGAUGUACAUCAUCUUAGCUGCCUGGCCUCUAACUGAAUCACCUUCUGCCACCCCAGCCCCUCACCAUCUCUUCAUCCAGCCACAGUCCUUGAAAUACAACUUGUUCAACCCACUUUCACUGUAUGUAUUAGAACUCUUCUUGCACCUUGUAUGGAGUUAGUUUUCACUUUAAACAUUCACCUGUUACGUUCCUCCUUAACUGGUUCUUACCAGUUUUGUAGUCGGGUUACACUCCUGAGUACAUAAUAGGAAUUCUACCUCACACUGUGUUGUUAAAGCUCUUUUAUAUGUCCUCUGACUUGUCUGCAUACUUUUUCCUUGGUGCCCACUUCUCUUGUCAACUCUUUUUCCCCAUUCCUUUGGCAAUCUUGCUGCUCACAUCUGCUGGCUCUUAGUUUACUUUUGGGGGGCUCUUUCCUCUCAGUGGGUCUCCCCAGCAUUACUUUUUCUGCCCCUCAAGGUUUGCUGAUCAUAGCGUUCUUUCUCUACUCUUACUUUGCUUUCCGCCACUACACAAACUGAACCACCUCAGCUGUUACUCCAUUUUGUGACUUUUCUUUAAGAACGACAGGAAAGAGGGCUUGGGCCUGAGCUGCCAGUUUUUAUUCUGUGUGGUGUAAGGAGGAACUUUGUACUCCUGGCUCUGCAUUUUACGGAUAGGCUUUUUACUUCUGAUUUUUUAAUCAUACAUUGUUCAUAUAUUGCCUCUCACAUAUAAUGUGGCUCAAGUGGCUAAUACUUAAAUGUAUAAAACUUCCCUCACAUAGCAGUUUAACUGUAAGUGACAAUCUUUGAAGUUCUGUUGCAAAACAAUUUUGUGUGUUAGGUUUUCUUAGACAUCUGCUUUCAAUUGAGCAUAGUGAUAGCUGUCUGAAAUGGAAGGUGAUAUAAAUUUCUUCUGUUGAACUAAGCAGGAAAUAUUUUAAACGCUGAAAUGCAGGGUACAUAUACUGGCAGCUUUUUCUUUUCUUUUUCUUUCUUGCUCUUAAUAGUCAAAAUCAUGUCUUAAAUUUGGGAGUUCAAAGAGCAUUUGGGGGCCGCAUUCUUCAGAAAUCGCACUGGAAAAAAUAUUGGGUUCACAUGCAGAACAUUCAAGCACCCACCCCACUCCUUUGGGGUUCAGGCAAAAAAACCUAAAUGAAUUAUUUGGACCAACUCUGUUACAGUGGUGCCUCGCAAGACGAAAUUAAUUCGUUCCGCAAGUUUUUUCUUCUUGCGAGUUUUUCGUCUUGCGAUGCACGGUUUCCCAUAGGAAUGCAUUGAAAAUCAAUUAAUGCGCUCCUAGGGAAACCGACUUCAGACCAGGUCCGGGACAGUCUGUCCCCCGACCUCUUCUGAAGGCUGGGGGGGACAAGGGCUUUUCUUCCCACUCCACCCCAGCAUUUUCAUCAACCCCGGGACAGCGGAGGGCUUCUCCGCUGUCCGGGGCGAUCUUAAAAUGCUGGCGGGCGGCAUUUUAAAAUUGCCCCGGGACAGCGGAGGACUUCUCCGCUGUCCGGGGCAAUUUAAAAGCCCCCGGGAAGGCAGGCAGGGGGCACAACGACCUUUGCCCCCCGCCAGCCUUCAGAAGAGGUCCUGGACCUCUACUGAAGGUUGGCGGGGGGCGAAAGUCUUUGUCCCCCCACCUGCCUUCAAAAGCUGUCCAGCCAAGGCUCGCGGAUCUCUCCAGCAAGCAGCGGCAGCACUGCCGCUGCUUGCGGAGAGUUGCCGGCAUGCCGAGCCUGCGCGCGCUGAGAUCAGCGCGCCCAGGCUUCGCGGACCUCUCCGCGAGCAGCGGCAGCGCUGCCGCUGCUUGCGGAGAGUUGCCGGCAUGCCGAGCCUGCGCGCGCUGAGAUCAGCGCGCCCAGGCUUCGCGGACCUCUCCGCGAGCAGCGGCAGCGCGCUGCCGCUGCUGCGGAGAGUUGCCGGCAUGCCGGAGCCUGCGCGCGCUGAGAUCAGCGCGCCCAGGCUUCGCGGACCUCUCCGCGAGCAGCGGCAGCGCUGCCGCUGCUUGCGGAGAGUUGCCGGCAUGCCGGAGCCUGCGCGCGCUGAGAUCAGCGCGCCCAGGCUUCGCGGACCUCUCCUGCCUUCAAAGCCGUCCGGGAUAGCGGGAAGCGCUUCCCUGCUAUCCCGGACUGCUUUAAAAUGCUGGCGGUGGGGAGCAAAGCCUUCGCCCCCGCCAGCCUUCCUGGACCUCUUCUGAAGGCCGGAGGGGGGAAGGCUUUGCUCCCCACCGCUAGCAUUUAAAAGAGGUCCUCGGAGAUUUCCCUAUGGGCUUUCGUCUUGCGAAGCAAGCCCAUAGGGAAAUUGCUUUAUGAGCGCCUCCAAAACGGAAAACCCUUUCGUCUAGCGGGUUUUCCGUCUUGCGAGGCGUUCUGCCUUGCGGGGCACCACUGUACUUAUGAUUUGGGAGAGUGUGGGCUGAACUAGCUGAUACAGAGAGGGAACGGCUUGCAACAGCAGUCAGCUUUCCCUCUGGUAAAAUCUUAAGUUUUUUAAAAAAUAUGUGUGUAUUUAUUUUUUGAUAAAAAAUAUUUGCAUGCCACGCUUUCACAAGUGGUUUACAACAAAUAUAAUACAAUUAAAACCACACAAAAAUUAAAACAGAUGGCAUGACACUGGGCUUCGCUGAUGACAACAGCCUGUGAACUCCAGCACAGUUGAGGAAACUGAAUAAUAUGGCAUCAUGUGUUCUGUUUUGCAAAGUGUUACUGGAAGGACGAGGUGCUGGGCUGUUGCUUUGGUGGUAUGUAGUUCGCCAUAGUAUCCGGUUCUGUCCUUUAGUUUGAAACUUAGGUUUGUUUUGUUACAGGCGACUGACAAGCACGACCACCGGCUUGCGUUACUUAAAACCCGGCGUUUGCAAAUAGAGCAGAGGGAAGCGGAAGAGACUAAACGCUUAGAGGACAACACUAAUUGGUUGCACCGGGUCGAAAACGAAAUGCGCCUCCUAGGUCAAGAUGGCCAUAUUCCUCAGGUAAGCCCCUUUGCCUCUGGUUGGCCACUGUGAGAACAGGAUGCUGGACUUAGAUGGCUUAAUCCAGUAGUACUGUUCUCGUGUUCCCUUUGGCUCCUGGGAAAUAUUUUGGAUGUUCAAGUGAGAGGGAUUGUUCUUUAUUCUACUAUAGCAGUAAGCAAAGGGCUGUCUAUCAUAUAUAUAUGGACUCUAUCAUAUAUAUAUAUAUAGUGGACUUUCCACACUCCAGACCAGGAAUUUGCUUGGAAAGGCAGAACUGAAGGAAGAUGAUGGGUCAGUGAGGGUGAGCAGGGAAUUGGUUUUGAGCUGACCCUUCAGGCCAGAUCACUUCCCAUCUUGCUUCAUGUGUCCUUCCUCGGUUACUUAAAAAUAGUGCUUGCUAACUGUGACUGUAAAGGCUUUCCCAUUUGCAGAUAGCUGCUUUGUAAUGUGGUAGAAGACAGAUAUUUUCUGUUGCAAUUUUCUCUUUUAAAUGUGCAUGUUUUUUCACUGCUUUCAAUGAAAAUAGAUUGAUUCCUCCCCCCCCCCUUUUUUAAAUUGCUGUACUUCCCUGAAUAGUAGUGUAUCUGCAAUAGACUAUUGUAGUUUCUUGUCGUUCACGUAGCGUAAGAGUAGAUACUGUCUUCAUAUGAAAGAAAAGAAGAAAACCAGGAAGCGAACAAAGCACCUGCCUUCCAUUUUUCAAACAAGCCUAUAAACAAAAUUGACCUGGUGUCUGCUGCAUUCUUCCCGCAACCUCAGUGAAAUAAUACCUUAUCCAUCUUAGCCACUGCUGAAAAUGGAAGUUAUUAGCAUGUAAAAAUGUGAUAAUAACUGGGAGUCGCAAGGAUGAGAGCCAUGCUUGAUGAAUGCUAGUAUGCCCCCACUGUCACUGAAGACCAGAUAUGGCACUGGUCAUUUUUAAGGACUUUACCUCAGUUUUGUGUAGGUUUUUUUUGGGGGGGGGGGGUCCUGCACCCUCCUCCAGCCUGGAAGCUUUCAAAGCACCAGCAUGCAGGCAGGGUUUGAUACUUUGCUUCUCAAGCAGCCCCAGACUUAAGGGGCUUCAAUAAGAGGUCUCCUAGGUCAUUCCGGUUUGGUUUUAACUUGAAGUGCCUUGGUUGAUUUGUAUUAACGGCUAUCAGCUCCGAGUGAGAUUCAAUAUAUACAGGUAUAACGUUAAUUCAAGAAGCAUUGUUAGCUAUUGUUAACGCAAGGGGAAGUAGCAUGAUAGUACAAAUCAGUGUAUGGUAGGCAAAAAUUGCACGAGAUUUCCCUUGGCCCAAGCCAACAGUUAGUUAACGGAAUGGCUGUUGCCACAAUUGGAUGCUACCCUCUUGACCUAUUCCCCAUCACUUGGCAAGACUUCCACUCUAGAAGUAGGACUGUUGUUUUUCAAAGUAGUAGCAUUCCUGUCAUUACUGGGUUGGCUGCCUAUGAGCUUGGCUUCAACGUGGCUCCCUUUUCCAGGAACUCAACCGAGAUCUGCAGUACUUCCAUUUGAAGUUGGAAGUGAAGGAUUUGAGAACUCAGGCUGAAUACAUGAGGACUCUUGCAUCCCUCCAAGAACAGCAAUAUAAACAGACAGAAAAGUAAGUCGACGUUUGAAAUGCCAUAUUUUGAACAGCUUCCCUAUUUAAAGCUUUUGACGUAUGUGGAGGCUACAAAUAGGCUAAUUUUACACGAAAAUUGUGGUACAUUUGAUUAAACUUUCGUUGGACUGCUUUUGAACAAGAGGUCUGAAAGUGACAACGACAAUGUUUCUUUUUCUGUCCUAUUCCACAAAGCUGAACAGAUUGCUCUCUAGUUCUUUCAGAAUAUCUUAGUAGGAACACUUUGACCUUUUAAGCUCAGUGGUGGCCAAUCUCUUUGGAAGGUGUGCAGCAAAUCAAAUCCAGAGCAUGAGAGUGCCAUUUUGGCAUCCAUUGUAGUCUAUAGGCAGACUGCUGUGACUUCAUAGCUUUGCCUCUUGUCUUGCCUCUGGAACCAGGAAUAAGGCAGUCCUGCAGUGUGGAAGAUGUAGGCAGGAGAAUGUGCCUAGUUCCAUUCUGUGGGUAGCUAACCUUUUUUUCUGGCCUGAAGGCCAAAUUCACUCUUGACCAGUGAUUCAGGGGCACAUGUCAGUCGUGGGUAUCUCAUGCACCACAGGUACCCAGCCCAGCCCUUCUCUUCAGCUGAUUAUAAAUGGGGGAAUGGGGGGUUUUCACCUCCACCCCCUCACCAAACAAUGACUUGGCCAAGGGCUUGGGACUGUCCUUGAAGACAUCUCUGAUACUUCAACAGGUCUAAAAUACAGAAGCCAGAUUACUGGCUCCCUUUGGAACUCCUAUAACCCCUCUUUUAAAACAGCUGAUCUUAAUAGCAUUUCCCUUCCUGGGAAUUUUCCCCUUAGAGAAGCCUAUAGAAUAGAUACCGAUGAAUGAGUUCUUUGUAGGCAGCUGCUCAGUGGUGCCUAACAGUGAGAUGAUAAAUUUCUAGUCUGACUACCUACCUGGUUUGAAGGACCUGGUUGAUGACCUAUACCAAGAUCUCUCAUUUGGUUUAAGGGUUAGCACCAACACUUUAAAUUAUGCUCAGAAAGCCAAUUGGGAGCCAAUGUAGGUCUUUCAGGACCGGUGUUACAUGGUCUCGGCAGCCGCAUUCUGAAACUGCAAUUAAUCCAGAAUGCAGAAAGAUCAACUCAAAUAUUUUAGGGUAUAGGAAUCCUGUUGAAAAUGUAGGUUGGCACCUAAGGAUUAAUGACCAUAAAAUCAAAUCUAGAAUUGUGAAGGCACUUUGCAACAUUUAACCCCAGAAAGAAACUCUACAAAUAUAAACACUAGGUUAUUGGGAAUAUGGUCAGAGUGUUAAAAUUCAAACAGGCCUUCUGACAAUAGUCUUCUCUCACUGCGCAACUGAUGUUUAAAAGCUUGUGUAUACUUUCUAAGUAGAAUGUCUGCAUAUAUAUAAUGUUCCUUAAAUACAAUUUACAUGAAAGCAGCAUGCAGUGCUAUCUCUGAAAUGUUUGUUGCUUAUUUACCGUGAAACUUUCAUUUUUUAACAGAAUACUAAGUGCUUUGCUUUCUGUUAUAAGAAAGCAGUACGUAGCUUUGAAAACAGCAGGAUUAGCAAACAGUGCUGUUGAGGAUGACUUCAAGGCUUUUGAGCAGCUGAUUCACAGAGAGAAAGCCGUUGUCUGGGCUGACCAGAUGACUGAAAAAGAACCAAAACAAAAUGAUUCACCAGUGAUGUCUGCUAUCAUGGCCUUUCCACAACUUGUGAGUUACCAGAAUACUCCUUGCCGUAAGUAGACAAUUGUCUCUUUUUCUAUUUUUUAAGGUGUUGCACCUUCCCUAAGGAGAAAAAGGUCAAAUUUGAAGGUAGAUUUACAGUGAGUUAGAUCCAUAAUGCCCCUUCCUUGUACUGAAAGACUGGAAUUCCAGCAGAGGCAGCUGCUGGAGAAAGGGACUGGGAAGGUGAGCUUCAGCCCCUGCAGCUCCCAGUCCUUGGAGGGUCACUGAACUGUCCAGAACAGCUUUUGAGGGGUCUGGAGAGCAGCCUCUCCACCCACUUUCUCUAGCAGGAGUGCCUUGCAGACAGAAUAAUGGUGAUGGUGAUCUUUUUAUUGAAAGUUCAAAAAGUACCUAACUAUAUGUGCACCAGACAUGGUGAACGCAAACCAAAAAGAGAAACAGAGCCUGUGCAGGAGGGAAAACAAAGGGGGAAACCCAAAACUAUAUAUUUUACAAGGCAAGUCUGCGUUUAUAUGCAAGACGUUCAUAUGUUGCGAGUUUGUAUAAGCCUUCAAUCCAAUCGUAGAAGGGUGCCGCAUUUUUAUUUUUCCAAUUCAUCAGUAUCAGUCUUUUUGUGGUAAGGGCACGGAGAGUCCACUCACAUUGUCCUUUUGUAAGGUUCCAUGUGCUGGUUAUAUAAUUCAAGAGGAUAUUUUGCUCUGUAAAUGUAAGGUUGUUCUAUACAGUUCUGUUGAUGGUUUCAGGUACCUUCUGCCAAAAAUCUUUCAAUAUAGGACAUUGGUUAUUAUGAAGAUUAUAUCUUUAUUUAUACCCCACCUUUUUCUCUGUUGAGACUCAAGACAGCUUACAGAUAAAAGACCUGCCAAUAAUUAUUACAAGUUCUCCUCGCCUGAAUUCUGAAUCCAGCCAAAUGUGACUAAACCUAACUUUAGUGUAGCAGCUAAAGUGUAAGAUAGCAAAAGAAGCCCUUUCUUGGAAAUGGUGUGCGUCAUCCCCUCAGGAAUAUCCGCCUAUAUCACUCAACUCUUCCUAAUGUAGCAGUUACAGCCUUGCGAAAAUAUCAGUUCUAGGGUGGGCAUUGAAAUGAAUCUGAAUGUAGCUUUUCUCCAGAUCACCGAAGAAAGUAGAAAAUGUUGAUAUAAGCCUUGAUCCAGAUAAUUAUUUAAAGAUACUUGUGUACAGCAAGACCUUUUCCUUCCUGUUUUGUAACCUUUCUGAAUUCCUCCACAGCGCUUGUGAUGUUUCAUUUGAGAGGUGGGCUGUUUUGUUAAGAUAAGGAAAAUACCCACUGUACACCUGACAAAUAAGGGUGAUUCGACAGAUUAAAGCCGUUUGUUAGCUUUGUGUUACUUUUCCUAGUGCAGUGCAGUCAUCUUUUGCCGGUAUCCUUAUCAGUAGAUAGUCUGGGCGUUUGUACGAUCCGGCCAAUUUAUGCCAUGAACAGUCUUAUUGGUCAUAAAAUGAAGUAAGGCACCUUUCAAUCGGUUUAGCAAACGUUGUUUCCUGUCUGUGGCUUUCUGUUGGAAAUGUGAGCGCUAAUGUUUCUACUGACUCCUCCUUAAUGCGGUAAUUUUCUGCAUUUACUGUACCUCUACAACUUCUGCAUCCUGGGUGCUCCCUUCCCUAGAGACAUUUCAGAGCAAGCAGCAAUGCAGAUAGGAAUUGCGGGGGAAGUUGCAAGGUCGCUAGUGAAAAUAAUUUGAUUUAUGCAGAAACACAAGGGGGAGAAUUGCUGUUGGUCUUCCCAAGCCUAUGGUUUUAGAGAGUCCAAGGUGAUCCUGGGUAUUCCUUCUACAAUUAGAAGAUCAGUAUUGGCAAACUUCACUGAAAGACUUCCAUUCCUGAUCUUCCCUAGUCUGAAUGCACCCUCAGCUUCCGUAGGAAAUGAUGAGGCCCAAUAGAUCUUGUCACUACACCAUGUGAGCUUGUGGUGCACUCUGGAUCCUCCAACCUACGAUACAUGUGCACUUCAACAGUUAGAUUGAUGUGGGAAAGUUUCCUUCGAGGCAGAAAAUUUGGAAACCAACCCUCCUAAACAAAAUACUAAUAUUUUCAGAAACAAAAUAUGCUAUGGAGAGCUAUGCUUAAGAACAAGACUUCGUGAAACACUGGAUAUUUUAUAAGCCUUCUAGAGCUCUUACCAUCUAAACUUGGAUAAACAAAACGGUACUUAUAAGUUAGGAUGGAACAUUUGUAUGUUUUGUUUAAAGAUCCAACACACAAAAAUCACCAGCAGCAGAAAUUAUUUCUUAGAAAAGUCAUGGGGAGCAGGGAGUUCCCAUGUUGUUAGGAAGCCCCGACUUAUCUUUAGUUAGGAAAUUUUUAAACGACAAUUCAUACAGAUCCCAUUGCACCCUUUUUGGUUCAUUGAUUUUAUUUAUUUAUUUAUUUUGGUAUGCAAUCUAUUCAAGAUGUUAGGCAGGAAAUGGGGUUUUGCACAGAGGCUGAAAAAACAUUGGCCACCUGUUACACAGUGGUCAUUAUUCCUCAUUUAAAAAUCCAUAUUUUACUUGCAGCAUAAUUGCAUGGGCUUUACUUGUCAACAUAACAGUAAAGCUGUUCCAUUUUGGGGGCACCAGACUCUUGGUUUCCAAUCCAUUGUUGAAUUAAGAGACAUAUAUGUUCCCGUGGGAAUAUUUCAGAGGGUUUUCCAAAAUUCUCUAUAUUUGGAUAAAUUGGUCAUCAUAAUGUUUCAUUUACGAUGAAGUAUGUAUGCAGUAUAAUUUUAAUAAAAUAAUGGGCAUCUCGGGAAUUAAACAGGAAGGGUGUGUGUGAGCCCAGCUUGCUAGCAUAUGUAGUUUACUGUUUCGCUCUUAAAUGUGGAUUGAUUACUAGGAAAGUGUAGUUUGGAAAUGCUUUCCCCCUAAAUGUCUUCCUUUAGAUGUUAAGUGUAGCAAUACCCAUAAAUGCCAGCUAUGUUGUCUAGUACCAAUAAUGCCAUCUACUGUGAAUUAUCAGUGGAUGAUAGCUUACGUCUCAGCAUAUUUAUAAUAUUUGCAGUGGUACCUCGGCUUAAGAACUUAAUUCAUUCUGGAGCUCUGUUCUUAACCUGAGGUACCACUUUAGCUAAUGAUUUCUGUUCUCAUCCUGAAGCGAAGUUCUUAACCCGAGGUACUAUUUCUGGGUUAGCGGAGUCUGUAACCUGAAGCGUCUGUAACCCGAGGUACCACUGUAUUGGUGUUUUGCAUCUGUUUGGCACACUAGCAAUGCAUAAAAAAGAUAAUGAGGCUUAGACAUUUGUCCAGUCUAAACCAGUCCUUUGUUUCUGGUCAUACCUCAACAUUUCUGGUUUGCAUAUGAUGGAAAUAUAGUAUAGUACAGUAUUUUAACUUGGGGAAAGAGUAGGCAGGGCUUUAUAAAUGGACUGUGAGAAACACAAAGAAAAGUUGGCUGCUAUCAGAAGUUAGAGCAAAGUUGAUUCUCUGAUAUUCUAGUCAAGGUAGUUAAAGACGGGAGCAGAAAAAGCAAAGGCAGCGGUUGUGCUUUAAAAGAGUGGGGCAUUGUAAGAACUAGCAAUGUAAAGUUGGCACAGAAAGCAAUCAAGGGACAAGGCAAUCUUAAUCAUCAUUGACCAAAGACAAAGAAGCUGCUAGAAUGGAAGUCAGCAAGAUUUCAAAAAUUUUACAUGAGAGUAAGCUGAGGGUGAUGAGCUUUAGCAGUAAAUCCCAUUCAUUUCCCUCUAUAGUUCUAACUGUUUUCUCACUGUAUUGGUGAAGGAAUCAGUUUAAGGGUUCUUCUGGUAAAAUAAAAAUAAAAAAUCUCCAUAUUUUGCAAAACUCAGUUCUCGGGAUGUGUAUGCCCAAAUUACAGUGCCCCUGUGUUUGCUAUAGACAGAUAGAUAGACAGACGUGCUUUGGUGAUAGGCUGCUUAUAGCAAACUUUAAUGACAAAGAUCUCUGGGCAGUUUUCAGUUCCAGAACUUAACUUGGUAGCGCGCUUCCCAAAACUUGUAAGGUUGGUUAGAGAUUUCUCUCUCCCGGUAGAGUAGGGUGGGGUUGCCGUUUGAUUGAACCCAUCACUCUUGGCUUUUCUACCUCGCUUGGCAACUUCAAAGCCUUGUUAUUAUAUGCUUUCAGUAGCACUUGGAUGAGAGUAAGAAAUGAGACUUGGCAGCAGAAUAACAACAUCAUCCUUGAAACAACUUUAAUUUCAAAUAGACUGUUGCCUCAAAAAAAGAGUGAGGGGUUUACCUUUUAGUUGCAGUUUAUAGCAGACUGCAAAAUCAUAGGCAGCUGUGAUAUUUUAACUCCUGCCAUUGAAGUGCAACAUAAAUUAUUAUACCAGUCAAGUAAAAACACAAGCUCUAAGUUAAGAGUGGCAUUCUUAAGGCUUGCGCAGUAGGAUUUUGAUUGAUGGCGUGAUCCGUGUUCUCUCUGUGUGUGAGAUGCGAACGCGAGCUCCAUUCACAGCCAGGCACUUGCCAGUAUUUCUGGCUUUGUUUCAGAUAUCCCAUUUCUUUAAGCGUAGCUGUGCAUUAGUAGAGAGGGGGGUGGGGUCCAUUUUUAAAUGCAGGGGGAAGUGCCCAUUACUUCCUCCAGUGACCAGAAGCAAAGCCAAUUUAUUACUGGGAAGAGCUAAUUGCUGUGAAUUCUCAUGUUCGUCAAAACAUUGACUUGAGAUGCAGGAUUUCAUCCUCAUUCAUCCUCUCACCUGUAAGCUUCAAUACGUACUGGAGAGCUUCUUCCCAUUCAAGCUGCCCUGUUACAACUGCCUUCCUUUCUCCAUCUUAAGUAAUAGCAUCACACUAAUGUUGCCAUUCUUUUGGAUGCAAGCUGGGGUUUGGGUAGCUCCCACACACCCACAUUGCAUUUAUUGCUUCUAGAAUAUAUUUAAAUUGCUUGGCAUAAUAACGCGUUGGGGUCACAUGAAUAUUAAAUAGCCAAAAUUCAUUCACUAGGCAACAUUUGCAACUCGGAAUUCCAUGAGUCAGAAAGCUGUUAAAAGAAUCAAAAUUUAUGAUUAGUAGAGUAAUUGGAUCAAUCACUGCAAGCCCAGAAAUGUUUAUUGAAAUGAAUACAUUAAUAUUUGAUUUCACUUUAGCCGAACAACCGAGCAGACUUAAUUUAGCACAGAUUCCAGAAAUACCUUCUCAUGCAUGUAUUUAACAUGAGUUCUGGAAGAAUAAAAAAACCCCAACCCGUUAUUUUGUCCCAAACCCAAUUAGAACUUGUCCCAUUCAUCAAUGUCUUUUUGACAUGAACUCGACUUUUGUGGACUGUGACUCAUGUUUGCUAAAUACUUCCCUCACGCUUUUCACAUUACUUGAUACCAUGCUAAGUCUUGUCUUUGUAUACUCCCUUCGUGAUAAAUGAGUUCCUUUAUCGGCAGAGAUUUCUGGAGGCAUGACAUGGCAUAGCCAAGGCUGUCCAAAAAUUCUUAAUUGAAAGGGAGAGAAAUCAUUCAUUUGAAUACCUUCAUGUUCAACUCCCGUUUUUCAUGUCGAUUCUAAAGCAUGGCAAAAAUAUAUUUUGGCAGGUGCAGCUCAAACCUGUGAAAGUUUACUCAGAAGUAAGUUGCACUGCUUGCCAUAGGGCUUACUUCUAGGUAAGUGCAAAGGAACGCAGCUUUAAUAUAAGGUGUAUUUGCUUUCCCCAUUACACAUGGUAAUAAGUUGGGGGGGAUGUGGUCAAUUUUACAUCUAAAUUAAUCCUUAAGUAUUGUAUCCAAUUUAUCUUAAUUUAUGGGACUGGAUAGAUAUAUGUGGGCUUGCUUUUCCAGCAUGGCUGCAAGUAUUUGCCUCCAUUUUCAGCACACCAUAGUUUAUUGAAAGUAGGGGAGGGGGUUUGCAGUAGUGAGCUUUAACUAUGGUUUGUCCAAAGAAGCCAGGAUCAUCAACUUCUGAUCAUCUCCUCUUCAUGACUUCACUGGAAGAGAAGGGUUUGAGGCACACCUAAGCUUGUCCCCAUAGCAGUAAACCAGGGUUGGGCAGCCUGUGGCACUACAAAUCCCAUUAUCCGUGACCAUUGCCCAUGCUGGCCACUUUUAAGGGCAGGAUAAACGAGGACAAUCACUCUUUUAAAUAUACAGUACUUUCAUUAAAUAAUAAUAGCAAGUUGGUGUACAGCAUUAUAAUAUCCAUAAUAAGAUCCAUUCAUGUUCCAUUCAAGACCCGUCUGAACAAUACUGUUUUCAGAAGACCUCUGAAAUAUGGCAGGGGUGACUCUUGCCUGAUCUUUACAGGCAAGGAGUUCCAGGGGGGCAUCAGGGGCAGGAAGAUUUCAGUGACUGAGGUGGAGCAUAAGGAAUCAGGAGGUACUUUGGGCCCAAGUUGUUUGAAACAAUUGUUUUGCUAAGGAUUUCUUUCAUUCUGAUGACAUUAAGUAGCUAUAUGGGGUUUCCUUUUUCCUAAUGGCUCGCAUUUGUGCUUCAUGGAACCCCAGCAACCUGCUUUUUAUUAAUGAGCUUGCAGUGCAGUAUGAAAUAUGGCUCAUUGUGUUGAAGUUCAACAAAUUAUUAAUGUUGGCAAUACUUUUUGUGUUCUCUACCUAUCUGGUUUGCAGUUUAAAUGCUUACAUUUACGGGUAAUUUAAAAGUGGUUUCAGUACUGGGAGAAGCUUCUAAAACUUGGCACUCUCACCAAAAUGUUUCUCUCCCCCAAGACUUCGUUCCCAGUUUCUCUUAGGACAUUUUGAAAAAACCCAGUGCCUUACAGUAAACAAAACUUUUUUUCUUCUUCUUUGGAAAGAGGAACGUCAGUGCUAUAAUGUAUAAACACAGACCAACGGUCCGCCAACCACUACUUUUCCCCGAAACACAUACUUUCAGAUGCAUAAGCUAGAGCAACGCCUCAUAAAUUAAUAUUUUAAAAUGUUGCCUAAAAUGUUUAAUGGAUAGCUGUUUGAAAGAUUAUAAUUGGAUUCUCUGGGCAAAGCAUAUUGUUGAUAUUCAGCAAAGUGGCUAUUCAAAAUGUUAUGAUUGGAGCCCUGCAUCACUAUUCAUAUAAUCGGGUUUCUCGGCCAUAGGAUGUUGGAAGAUAAAUAUUUUGAGCACACAGAGUUUGUUUAUUGCCUAGAAAUGCAAUGUGGAAUACUUCAGACUAAAAUUUAUGAACCAGGAAGUACUGGGAUUGUAUCUAGCCAAACACCAAUCUGAAUUUUUAACCAGAGGGCGGGGGAGAGAGAGAAUGCCUCUGAGCCAUUGAGUUUGAAGCAAGUGUGUAGGUAGGAUUCUCUUGUUAUUUUUCCUGUGAGGGUAGGACCAAGAACAGAGGCUGUACAGUUAACUACUACAUAUUCACAGGAAUGGUCUCACUUAGUCCAACUGCUAUGCAGAGCAUGUCAACCCUUCACCAUCAUAAGUAUAAUACAUAGCUAUACUUUGUAUGUUCUACAUCAAAACCUAGGAUGUUCUGAUACACUUUUUCCUGACCUUCUGUGUACUAUUUUUCAGCUUAAAGAUCUGCUACUUGUAAGCCAACCCUAAAUAUUUCCUUCUAGACACCUUUAGCUUGUGGUUAGAAUCAUGGCUAUGUCUAGUUGCACCUUGUUUGGGUGAGUGAUCUAAAAUGGUGGUGCAAUGCUUUCUAAAUUGCUGAAGAUCUCCCCACCACCACCCCAGUAGUUCGUCUUUCAUUGGUUUUGGACUUAACAUUGUCAGUUAGGGUGACAUGCCUUUUUUGAAGUGGCUUGAUGAUGUGUGGUUUCCGAAUUUAUUCUUGCAAAAUCAAGCAGUGGUAGAUUUUGAAUAAAUGUCUUACGAAGGCUAAGCUCAUUGCCUGGCAGAGGUGGAAAUAAAGGCAAAGUGUUUGUUUUAUGCAGAUAAGCAAGCUAAAUGCACUACUACAUUCUAAAGGCAGUACUAAACCUCUGUGUUUUGGUUUCUAACUAUUUCAGCAGGCAGAACAGAGAGGGGAAAUCAAGUCACAUGCUGUAAUAAAAUUUCUUAAGCCCCUUUCAUAGUUUUUCCUCCAUCUGCUUAGUCUAUGUGUGGAAGGGAAAGCAGGUUUAAAACAUUGAAUACAGAAGGAAGAAGCAAAGUACAAAGAAAAUACAGUACUAGUGAAUAAUAAUAAAACAAUUGUGUAUCAGUAGAGAGGUAAGGGCUUCAGUUGGAGAUCCCAACUUGCCAGAUGUUUGUUAUUUAUGCAAACAUAUCCAUGUAGGGAGUCCAUCUAUCUAAUAAUUUUCCACCCUUCCUCUGCUUAGGUAAAGUCGCUUUCUCAUAAGUGGCUAGUUGGCUUAUGUCUUCCAUCCCUUGUACUAUACGGGAAGAAGAUCUCUCCUUUCAGUAUUGAAGUGUCAAGUGUUUGGCCACCAUGAGUACCUUCAUUAGCCAGUUAUAUUUUCCCUCUCUCUGAUUCCAAAGGACUAGUAAAUAAUACAGCAAAACACUAACAUCUUUACAUCUCAGCAAUCUGUUUAAGACCAUAUUUAUGGUUACCUCUGACCAAAAUGUCAUUACUUUGGGGCAGGAUCAUAUCAUAUGGCUCUAUGUUAUUGGAGGGGGGAGCACAAUGCCAGCACUAUUCUGUGUUUUACAUAUAUUUUUUGGAAAAUGUAUUGUGGGUUCCAAUGCACUCUAAGGAUGUUUUUUCAUGUUGUAUCAGACAUAGCCUGAUAUCCAUGGAGACCAAUCUGACAGAAACGAGUAUCGCUUUCCAUUGCCUAUUGUGUAUGAGCUGCAAGAAAUUAAGACCACCACUGCUAUAAUCCGCUUUCCAUUUUCCGUGGUCUCUUAUGCGUCCUUCUUAAGUUCUCCUACUUGCUCCUCACUGCCCUCGCCUCCUUCACUGUGUGAUACUUUCUGUCAAUCACCCAUUAUUACAAUGGUUCUGUACUGGCUCAGCUGCUUUUAAUUAUGGCUUAUAAGCUGCUAUCCUCAGCAACUGUACAGUUAUGUGUUGAUAAAUUAUUAUAUUAGUUCCCUGUUUCCUUCUCUCCCACACUGCUGCUGGUGCACUUAUAGGUAUUUGUAUAUAAUUUUUGUAUACAUGUAGGAAAUUAUAUUAUAGUAAGUCCUGUAAUGUAAUAUGACAACGUUUACCGAUCUAAUAUAAGAAUGUUAACAAAUAAAUAAAAUGCAAAUUUCAAAAAAAAAAUGAAAGCUUGGAGAGGGCUUAAAAUGAUCCAGACUAAGGUACAGUGGUACCUCGGGUUAAGAACUUCAUUCGUUCUGGAGGUCCGUUCUUAACCUGAAACUGCUCUUAAGCUGAUGUACCACUUUAGCUAAUGGGGCCUCCCGCUGCCGCCACGCGAUUUCUGUUCUCAUCCUGAAGCAAAGUUCUUAACCGGGUUAGCGGAGUCUGUAACCUGAAGUGUCUGUAACCUGAGGUACUACUGUACUUGAAUCCAAAGGGAGAUCAGGGUGACUUAAAGUAAUACAAUUACAUUAAAACAUAAAAAAAGUUAAGUUACUACUAACUUGUCCCAUUGAUUUCAGUGAAACCUAGGCUCAGCUACCUUGGUCUAGAUCCAGCUCUACAGAACUGUUCUUACUCUUCUCUGCAAAGCCUAGAACACACACCUAAGUGAUUUUUCUUGCCUGUGUUUCAACUUAGGUAUGCCAUCAGAGAAAGUUAUGACCCAUGUGGAACUUGAGGCAGAAUACGGAGUACCUCCUAGCAAAAGAAUAAGGCGGAAAUUGAUGGAGUCUCCCAUGGCAAUGCAAAGUCCUCAGCAAUCCAGUCGGCCAAGUCCUAAUCACCUGGUGGAUUCCAUCAGCAAAGAAUUCCACCCCAUUCUGUAUACACCUAAGGGCUGCCAGAAGCCUGUGGAGAACCUGCAUACUGAGACUGUGGUAAAGCAACUGUUAAAUACAGCAACAGGCCUUCAAGAAAUGAACAGCCGCACUGCACAGGCUCAGGAGCCAUUAAAGCAGGAGAGCCAUGGGGAUAACAUAUGCAUCGUGACUCCAGAGCGCCUCAUGAACUCGACAGUUACUCUCUAUGAAAGCAACAUGGGCAGUACAGACUUCCCUCCCAAUGAAUCUGAAAGCAAAUUGCAGGUGACCGACAGCAGCAACAAUAGUUUACAAAGGUAUUUUCUGUGGAAGAGGAGGUGUAAUAUCCUCUCUCCUUCCUCACCCCUUUAAUCCUGAUAUUGGUUUGUCUGCUUUUUUCCCUUUUUGCACAAUUAGUGUGACCUCAGUUGUUUCACAUUCUAAUGUCAGAUAAUUGUGGCAUUUAAAGCCUCUGAAAGACGUGCCUGAAUUGUUAAACUAUGUAUGGCCUUGUCCAAAAGAUCGUGUUGCUGUUUCCUCCUGCUGAUCCCUUUUUCCUUUCUUUCAUGGACUGCAGUCCAUGAACACAAAGUCUGGCGAAACACGACAAUAAGGCAAGUGAAGAAGCAAGGGUAGAAUACUGAGCAGUUUUCACAAUGGAGUGAAGGAAGCAUUGGGUUCCUCUAGUGAUCUAUUUUGGGAUCUGUGCUACUGGAGUCAGGGAUUGUAGGCAGACUUGCAGGUAACACCAAAUUAUUCAGGUUGGUGAAAGUCGAAGCAGGCUGUGAAUUGCUCCAAAAGCAUCUCUUCAAAGUGGGUGGGCAACAAAAUGGCAAGUGAGGCUCAUUUUCAAAAUCACAUUGGGGCAAAAAAUCAAAAUAAAAUAAUCAUGGCAACGUAUUCAUUGAUGUGGUCUCUCUGAACUGGUAAGUACUCAGGAAAGAGAUCUUGGGGUUGUUCUAAACAGCUCUGAAAACGUUGGCUUGUUUAUGGUGGUGAGAAUGGGAAAUGUUGUGCUAAGGAUUGAAAUACAUCUGCCUGUAUUAGGAUGCCUUUAAAUAAAUCAGAGGUACAACUCUUUUGGAAAAUGACAUUGAAGAGCUGUAAAAAGUGCAGACCAGUGCACAAGAUGAAAUUCACUUUCGUAAGAUGUGGUGGUCACCACUGGCACUGAUGGUUUUGAAAGGGGAUGAGAUAAACCCAUGACAGAUGUGUCUCAUCAGUCGCAAAAAAAAAGAAACCAUGAUGACAAAAUGGAGCCUGUACGUUCAGCAGCAGUAGGCCUCUAAAUCUUCAUUUCUUAUAGGCAAGGAUGUUAACAGAAGAGUUCUGUUGCCUUCAAGUGCUGCUUGCGCGCUUCCUGGUAGCACCUGGCUGGCGAAUCAGGUUACUGUACUAGAGUGGGCCCUGGGUGGAUCCCACAGUGUUUCUGGGCACUGCUGUUAGAAAAUGUUCAGCAUUAGCAAGGAGCAGCAAGGUCAUAGGGUUCCAGAAGUUGGUAGUAGGGUACCUCUUGCAGCAUCGACCUUUGCAGGUACCCAGCAGUGUCAACUGCUGAUUCCUGUGCAAAUUUCUCAUCCUGGCCCAAUUCCAGGUGAAACCAGGUUAUUUCCGUUGAAGGUAUUGCAGAACAGAUCCUCCAGUGAAAACAGACAUGUAAGCGUCACUACUGGCAAUUUCUGGAUUUUUAAAAGCUAUGCAAAUAAAAUAUCCUUCCAUUGCAUAUUUUGUUUUAAUACUGACACUUUUUGGAAUGCAAUAUUAUUUUUAGAAUUUGUGGCUUUUGUUUUAAAGAAAGACUCUGGGUUUUUCACAACUACUCCCCCCCCCCUUUUGCUGUUAUUUCAGACUUGCUGUCGCUCCAUCGUUAAAUAGGCAGCCAGACCCCAUACAUAAUAAGCCAUCUUAUAUGGCAAUGACAUCUGCUGCUGAGAGGAAAAGAAAGUUAUUAAGGUAAGUCAUGCUUCAGGUUCAGUGCUGUUUUCCCCAUCUGUGAAAUGGGUUGCAGAAGACCCAGUGGAUCAGAUCAUUCCUUAGUCAGUUCAUUCGUAAGGUCCAGCCGUGUAAUGGUGUCUAUUCCAUCUGUCUGUUCAUAAAGUCCAAAAAAUCCACAUGAAAGGUUGUUACAGUUCCACAAAAUCCUUACACAGAGUCUAGACAAGGAUUUCCGGAAUAUUGGCCUUGUUUCGCCGUCCUGGGCUUCAGUACUUAAAGCUCUAAGUAAUGCAAAUAAAUACAAUAUCAUUAUCUCACCCAUUUUACAGCAAAAAUAAUAUAAAACCAUAAACAACUGUACAUACCAUAUGUGAUAUUACAGGACAGUGGCUCUUAUGGCAUAUUGGUAGCUGUGGUAAGUAGCAACUGUUACAAAGUAGAGUUAUAUGGACAAGCACAAAAUUGUUACAAGUUAGAAGUGUUGGCACUCCACAAAUACAAAAUAUCUUAAAGUGACCCAUAUGGCACAGCAAAAGUAAAACUAAACUUAAUCCAUGUUCAGAUGAUAUACAUGUAAACAUUAAUACAAACUCAUACAUAAAUGUAAACAAUUUGGAUCUAAAGUAAUGGCAAUCCACACAUGCACAAUUAAGUACUCAAAAUAAACCACUUGGCCCACAGAAGUGAAACAAACUUAGUCCAUGCUCAGGUGUUCUACAUGUAAACAUUAGUACAAAUACACACAAAAAACCUAUAACCAAUUUCAGUAUUCAGACCUGAGGGAUGUAAGGAAUUGAAUAAGAAAAUAAACCUAGUUUCUUUCUGCAUAAGGAUUUUUUUUUUUUUGCACUGAAUAGGCGGGACGCGGGUGGCGCUGUGGGUUAAACCACAGAGCCCAAGGCUUGCAGAUCAGGUCAGCAGUUUGAAUCCCCACGAUGGGGUGAGCUCCCGUUGCUCGGUCCCAGCUCCUGCCAACCUAGCAGUUUGAAAGCACGUCAAAGUGCAAGUAGAUAAAUAGGUACCGCUCCGGUGGGAAGGUAAACGGCGUUUCCGUGCGCUGCUCUGGUUCACCAGAAGCGGCUUAGUCAUGCUGGCCACGUGACCCGGAAGCUGUACGCUGGCUCCCUCGGCCAAUAAAGCGAGAUGAGCGCCGCAACCCCAGAGUCGGUCAGGGGUCCCUUUACCUUUACCUUACAGGACCUGAAUAUGUCCAAAUUACAAAAAAUGUCAAGUCCUCAUCGGAAUGAGAUGCUUCAAUAAAAUGUUGCACUAAAGGAGCAUCUAUUACAUUGUUCCUGAUCCUAGAUCGGUGUUCUGAUAGUCUUACUUUGAUAGGUCCGAGAGUAUGACCUACAUACAACAAUCCACAGGGAUAUCUAAUCACGUAAAUUACACGUGGAGUAGCACAUGUGGCAGAUGCCUGUAAAAUGAACUUAAAGCCUGCUUGGUUGUUAAACUCUUUUACCUGCAGAGCAUAUUUGCAGGAGGUACAAUGCCCACAUUUUAAAAAACCACGUGGUCCAUGGGGUCACGAAGAGUCGGACACGACUAAACAACAACAACAACAACAAUCUUAACAGCAGUUAUAAGGUUAAGCAUCAUUUCUUGAUCCUUUCCCCUCUCCUAAACCUUUAAUGAAUCAGGAGAAUAGACUCCCAGGAGUAAACUCCUGAUCAGUUUUUGACUACCCUUUAAUUGCCAGGUUCCUACGCUGAAUUUUCAGUGCUCCUGUGCAGAACUUCCUGAGCAGAAUAUUUCCUAUUUUCUUUGAGCCUACCUGCGCACUAUUGACCUUCCUAUACAGGAGCUUUAAAGGAAAGCACAACCAUUAUUACAACUCAGGUUUUACAACCAAAAACCCAGCACAGAAUAGCUGAAAGUUCUAUUCCAUCACACUGGGAAACAAAUGCACAGACACAAACCAGAAAUAUAAUUUGAAUCAUACUUGUUCAGCUUUUCUUAGGACCAGGAGAAGAAAUAGCCACAAUCCAUACAAGUAUAUCUGUGGUGGAUCUUUCUUGUAGUAAAUUAGUCACACACGUGGUCCUCGAUCUAAUAUACUUGUAGAUGUUGUGUUCCAGAAACCGAAAACUGAGCAUGCCAGCUUAAGAUCACUGUGCUAAAAGCAAACUUGUUAUAACUUUUUCUUACAGUUCAGUAUCGAACAGCGACAUUACAAAUCAGCACGGUCAUACAACUGCAAAGCGUAUUAAACAAGACAGCAUGUUAAGUUAUAAAGCUCUAAGAGUCCCUAAAUCAACAGGUAGGUAUCAAAUUACAAUUUUCAGUGAUUAUAUCCAAACUUGAGCAGUAGGUGGCUAUGGAGGAGCGCCAAGAUUGUGGGCUGAUAUUUACCAUUUUUCUUAGUCUUUUGCUGUGGUAAUUUAGAUGUACAGCUGGGUCAAUAUAUUUUAGCUACUCAGUUAAAUUGAGUGAAAAAGUUACUCCUUAAGAAACUCUUAGUCGGUUCCAUGUUUUAAUACAGCGGACCCUUGGGUAACUGUAUUUGAGUAACGUAACUUUCGGGUUGCUAACGUGGCAAACCCGGAAGUGUGUACUUCCAGGUUUCGCUGUGUGCAGAAGCGGUGCCUCUAGAUGCAGACUUUUCGGGGUACGUACGGACCCCCAGAACCAAUUAAGUUCAUAUCCAGAGGAUCAACUGUAUAGGGAAAGAGGAGCCAAAUAGCCCAAAGGGGAUUGACAGUAUUCUCAGAAUUACAUAUUCUCCCUUACUUCAGGACUGUAUGUACAUCUUCCCACUUUUACCUACCCCUACCUGUGACACUAAACUGCCUGGAUGUUUUCUAGCAGUUUAUCCAUCUGUUUGGAAGAGCAUAAACCCUGGAGCUGUUUGUUGUCUUCCUCACCGUGCAGUGGCUUGUUGGCAGUUCCCAUCAUAGCUGUGGCAAAAGGUGGAGCUGCUGAAUUCUUCGCCACACCCUUGUGGUGUAGUGGUUAAGAGCUGUAGACUGGUAAUCUGGUGAACUGGGUUCGCGUCUCCGCUCCUCCACAUGCAGCUGGUGGGUGGCCUUGGGCUAGUCACACUUCUCUGACGUCUCUCAGCCCCACUCACCUCACAGAGUGUUUGUUGUGGGGGAGGAAGGGAAAGGAGAAUGUUAGCCGCUUUGAGACUCCUGAAGGGGAGUGAUAAAGCGGGAUAUCAAAUCCAAACUCCUCUUCUUCUUCUUCUUCUUCUUCUUCUUCUUCUUCUUUUUCUUCCACAAUUUUCAGUGUCUCAUAAGAUCCUUCUGGCAGGUUCUUUCCUAGCUUCCGCCACCUCUUUUCUGUGAUAUCUCCGCCUCCUUGGUGCUAACCAUCAUAGCCACGCUCCAUAUAUUUUUGAAUCCAGAGCAGUGAUAGGCAGGAGCAGAGGGGCAGUGCCAUGCUGCCACUCUCUGACAGUGGUGGCAUUGUAGCUUACCGGCACGGGGCAGGGGGGUGGUGAGGUCAAGAGUGGGUGGACGCAACUUCUUCUUUAGCGAUCACUCGUAGCCAAGUAAGAUUGUCUUCCAUAAACAUGGUUUUAACAAUGAGUCCGUAAGUGACUGUGGAGGCCAAUUCUGGAUCCACUCAUAGAAAAGUUGGAAGAGACCACAAGGGCCAUCGAGUCCAACCCCCUGCCAAGCAGGAAACACCAUCAGAGCACUCCUGACAUAUGGUUGUCAAGCCUCUGCUUAAAGACCUCCAAAGAAGGAGACUCCACCACACUCCACACUCGUCCUUCCACAGUGGAGACAUUGGUUUCUGGGUGGGAGUUGAUCAUGGUGUGGAUUUGCCAAGCUUGCCUUCCUCUUAGCACGUUUCUCCCUUGUGUCCUGAGUUUGAGUGUCUUCAAAACCCAUGGCACCUUUGGUAAAGGCUGUUUUCCAACUGGAGCGCCCGCAGGCCAGUGUUUCCCAGUUGCUGGUGUUUAUACUACAUUUUUUAAAAUUUGCGUUGAGAGAGUCUUUAAAUCUCUAUUGUUGACCACCAGCAUUAUGCUUUCCAUUUUUAAGUUCAGAAUAGAGUAGUUGCUUUGGAAGACGAUAAGCAGGCAUCCGCACAACAUGUCCAAUGAAGUUGAUGUUGAAGAAUCAUUGCUUUGGUGCACGGCCCUAGCCACUCCUGCCAGCAGUAAGAGUGACUUCUUCGGAUACCUUUUUGUGUGGUGGGGAAUGCAGAGGCAGGACAUUUCCCUGGGCAGCAUGGUUAUGGCAGGGAAGCCAGUUUUAAAUUAGCCAAGGAUAUAAUGAGUUUUGCUGAUGUGGGCCUAUGCAUGCCACUGUCCAGGCUCCCCCUGCCAAAGAACAGGUUGCCUUUGCCUCCAUCAUGGUUCCAAUUGCAUCUGUGCAUUUACAACGAAAGCUUGAUUUGGACAAUCUUGCAUACUCAAGAGGUCCCCAAACAAUUGCCUUUUUGCUACCUCUUGUCCUUUUAACCACCCUUCCUCCAGGCAAAAUUAAUGUUCUCUUUCUGUUAUGCAGCUGGUGAAGUGCUGCACGUAGCAUUCCCCGGAGCUAAUAGAAGCCGAAUACAGUGUUAUCAGUACUUUGCACAAUGCUAUCUUCGUGUUAAUUAUUUGUACCAAAUGUUAGGUAAUAAAGGAUACCAGCAUCAAUUACUGUAAUUGUAUUGUUAAAGAAUCAUGCAAUUGAAUUCCUAAUUUAGAAGCUGGGAGCGCAUUAGACAUGCUUAGAAUCUAAAAAAAAAAACCACCAAAAAAAACCACCCUAUCAAUAUUCCAAAGCACAUGCUUGGGCUUGUUCUGUGUGCAGGGGUGGAGAACCUCUUUCAGCCUGGGAGCACAGAUCCAGAACUGGCCCACUUGCCAGGAGCCGUUUUUGAAAAGGGGGCAGGGUCUCCCUCUUGACUGUCAUGUGACGUCAGGUGAUUAAAAUGUCAGGCUUCAAAGGGAACAGGCAAAGUGCCAGGAUCAGGAAUCAGCCUCUUCUGUUGCCUUUUACUGUUGAGCAAGCGCUUCUCCUUGAACCUUAGUACUAUGGUGCUUGAUGCUGAUGUCAGAUAUAAGAAAUCCCUUAUCCGAACUUAGUGCUUCAGUCUGAGAAAGGUGUGUCCCAAACUAUUCAUUAGAUGGAGCUGAUCCUCAUAUUAGUUCUGUGUGGUAAGUUUUGAAAACUUUCUGAGCCACAGGAUACUACAAGUUAUUGCUUGGCCAUUCACGGCUCUCUGAGUGGCUUAUGGAGUAAAACAAUAAACGCUAUGUUAGCAGCAUUUUUCAGACACUUAUCAGAUGCAGAGAAGUUAACAGUUCAAGCAUAUAGUUAAUGUCAUUUAAAUAAUAAUAAUAAUAACAAUAGCAACCAUGAUGAUAUAGUAAUAGUAGUCCUACGUCUGCCCUGUUCUGUUAACCUUAACAUUUAGGGAAAUAAUAAACAUAAUCAAAGCAGUAGUAUCUGUGUCUCUCUUUAACAUGGCUAAUUUUUUGUUCCAUAGAAACUAGAACAAGAAGCUGGAAGCAAAAUGAAGUGCUAAGAAAACGUGUCAGAAACAACGGCAAGGAAAAUGCAACCUUAGACACGAAAUUCAAGACAUCCAAAAAAGCAUUUUAA
Messenger RNA from Podarcis lilfordi (Lilford's wall lizard), 37149 nucleotides. The record is from the annotation of a GenBank genome assembly. Lineage: Eukaryota; Metazoa; Chordata; Lepidosauria; Squamata; Lacertidae.